GACAGGAAAUAAAAUAGCAAAAGCCAAAACAGCCAAAACGCCAAAACAUUAAAAUAUCAAUCAUUUCUGUGAAUCAUUUAUCAUUUGCAGUUUUGGUUUGCAGGCACGACUCACGAUUUUCCUGUAAUUUUAGCUCUACGUAUCGUAGCUUUUACGUCGCGAGAUGAGUGAAACAAGAGAGAAUAUUUUCUUAUUUGUUCCCAAUAUCAUUGGCUAUGCCCGGAUUAUACUUGCUAUAGUCUCGUUUUACUAUAUGCCCACGCAUUGUGGGUUUUCUUGUAUAUGUUAUGUUACUUCUGCCCUAUUGGAUGCGAUCGAUGGUCAUGCGGCGCGGUAUUUUAAUCAAAGUACUAAAUUUGGAGCAAUGCUGGACCAGCUCACUGACCGGGCUGGUACUGCUGGACUCCUGAUGACCCUUGCUACAUUUUAUCCAAAAUACACCUUUUGGUUCCAAAUAUCUAUGAUCAUUGAUAUAACAUGCCAUUGGAUCUUCCUACAUGCGUCAAUUCUGCAAGGAAAGACGUCUCACAAGUUUAUAGAUAUGUCAGAAAACCCGAUUAUGCAUGUUUAUUACACAAAUAAGACAGUGCUAUUCUGCAUGUGCGCGGGGAAUGAAGCCUUCUAUGCAGCUCUGUACGUCAGCUACUUCUAUACAGGAUUUACAAUCUUCGGAAUUGGAAUAUUUCCAAUGAUAGCUGUUCUGUCGGCGCCUGUUGCUCUAGUCAAGACACUGAUCUCAGUACUCCAUGCUAUUGUAGCCUCCAUUAACUUGGCCACAAUUGAUAAUCAGGAGAGAGCUGCCAUCGCUGCCAAACAAACUAAUUAGUAAAGAAUAUGUUUUCUAAUUUCAAAAUUCCUUGUUCCAAAAAUUAUAUUAAUAAUCCUCAUGUUUAAAAGGACAUAGUUUAUUCAUUGUCGUGUUUGUUAAAACUAGGUUCCGUUAAUAUGUUUAAUAAAAACAACCUAAUUUUGUUGAUGUAAUUUAUGUAGUGGUAUAUUGUUGUGACACAUUGAAAUUUAAAUACAAAGUAUCAUUAGGAUACUCUUUAUCUAUGUAAGUUGCUUAGCUAUUUACUUUGUUAAUUUUAUUUACUUGUUCCAUUUAUAAUUUUAUUUGUUUAAUUGUCUCGAAUUAUAGAGAAGUUAUUUUUUAUACACAAAGCAUUCACAAUAACAUUACGCCUAUGCCUAUAUUAAUUAUUAUUUGUGGUAAUUUUUAAUGAUUUUGUGAUAUUUUUUAAGCGUUCUUAUAUUAUGAAUUUGAUUCUAGAAGUCAUAUUAUUUUUAUUUUAUUUUUUUAAACAGCCAAAUAUUUUAUUAUAUGUGGCAACAAGAUAAUCUGUGUGGUUACGUUAAUUUUAUUGAUGUUACUAUCUAGAAUCUAGAUUAAGAUAAGAUUUAAUGUAAGUACAAAUAAAAUAUUUUGUCACCCUCUUGUAGUAAAAGAUAAUACAUACAAUAAUGAUCAUAAAGUGGAAGCAUUUAUAUUUGAUCAAGGUUCCAUUAACAUUGACAAGUCUCAUUUCCAUUUUAAUCAUUUUUUGAACUUAAUAUAUUAUAAGAUACAGAGACAGUGUAUUGGACCUUAUUUUUAGCAUUUAUCUCUAAGUUUCAUGACAUAUUCCUGAUGGAAAACAUUGUUAGUUGCAUUUUCAGCUUACUUUUAAGAUGUUAUGAUGGCUAUAAUAAUUUCAUGUAUUUUUUUGGUGUCUAAUUUAUUCUUGAAACUUGACUCCUCAAAUUGAUGUUGUAAAUGUAAUGAUGUGAAAUAAAUUAUUGAAAAUGAAAA
Messenger RNA from Colias croceus (clouded yellow), 1789 nucleotides. It is a transcript of the gene Pis, whose product is annotated as CDP-diacylglycerol--inositol 3-phosphatidyltransferase. The record is from RefSeq and is a predicted model, not a curated record. Gene Ontology annotation, molecular function: CDP-diacylglycerol-inositol 3-phosphatidyltransferase activity. The coding region runs from base 164 to 826 and encodes 220 amino acids. The transcript has 5 exons. Gene Ontology annotation, biological process: phosphatidylinositol biosynthetic process. NCBI's taxonomy places the organism in Eukaryota, Metazoa, Arthropoda, Insecta, Lepidoptera, Pieridae. Gene Ontology annotation, cellular component: membrane; Golgi apparatus.